AUGCACCCCUUCUCUAUCCUUACCCUUGCGAUAUUCGUAGCCGGCUACAUCACUGCGCGGUGGGAUCUGGUUACUCGGCUCUAUGAGCUUGCAAUCUUCGCCUGGGAUCACGGAGUUGUGACACGAACCGCCAAAGGAUUCGCUAUCCUCUCGAUUUUCUUCUUCCUGUUCAUAAUUCCAGUAGAGAGACUCGCUUCAAGGGAGACGGAAUUGCACCCGAGAUCUGGAAAUUCCGGGAUUUCAGCGCGAGAACAAUUGAGACGACGAGGAUCAUUCUAG
Molecule: messenger RNA, 279 nt
Organism: Amorphotheca resinae ATCC 22711
Lineage: Eukaryota; Fungi; Ascomycota; Leotiomycetes; Helotiales; Amorphothecaceae
Exons: 3
Coding region: 1-279 (92 amino acids)
Source: RefSeq, a predicted model, not a curated record